This is a messenger RNA of Durio zibethinus, 3321 nucleotides long. Its product is annotated as trihelix transcription factor DF1-like. NCBI's taxonomy places the organism in Eukaryota, Viridiplantae, Streptophyta, Magnoliopsida, Malvales, Malvaceae. The record is from RefSeq and is a predicted model, not a curated record.
AUUAUUACUGAGAGAAAAGAGAAAGAAAAAGAGCAGUCCCUCCCUCCCUCUUCGCUGUUCUUUUUAACCAACCAACCCCUUUAAAAAAAUAAAAUAAAAACAAACGCUGAAGAUUCCACUGCUUAAAGAAAAAAAAAAAAAAACUCAAUUUUAAUUAAAAAAAGAAAAAACAAGUUCUUGAGAUUGACAAGCAGAUCCACAAACCAAAAAAAAUUAAUAAAUUCACCCAUCUUCAACAAAAACCCUUUUGAAAGGGGGAAAAAAAAAAUUCACCACUCUCUUUUUUCUAUGUUGAUAGAUAGGAUCAUAUGAAUAGAGACAUAUAAAGUAGAAAUAUAUAUAUUUUUAAUAUUUGUUAAUUUAAUUUUUUUUUCCUUUAUGAUUGAAAGCUUUUAGUAAAAUUGCAAGCUCUUGCCAAGGGUGCCAAAGAAGAGAAAGGAAAGAAGAAGCUGUGUAUCUACAACCAUAUAUGUUGGGUGGUGGUGGCACUAGCGCUAGUGUUGUUGGUAGCAGCGGGGGCGGAGACACUGGUGGCAACAUCGCCGCUGCAGCUGCUGCUGCCGCCACGGUUAGCAGCAGCAGUGAAGCUGCUAUUACCAUGCUUGGCUCCAACGAGAAUAACAAUAAUAGCAAUUCUGGUGAAGAUGAUAGAGGUAGGAUUGAUGAAGGUGACCGCUCUUUCGGAGGCAACCGAUGGCCGAGGCAGGAGACUUUGGCACUUUUGAAAAUAAGGUCCGACAUGGAUGUUACCUUUCGUGACGCUAGCAUUAAGGGUCCAUUAUGGGAAGAGGUUUCCAGGAAACUAGCAGAACUUGGUUAUCAACGAAGUGCCAAGAAAUGCAAGGAGAAAUUCGAGAACGUUUACAAGUAUCACAAGAGAACCAAAGAUGGCCGAACUGGUAAAUCAGAUGGCAAGACUUAUCGGUUUUUUGAUCAAUUAGAAGCCCUCGAAAAUCAUCCCUCCAUUCAAUCGCCAGCAGCAGCAGCAGCAGCAGCACCACCACCACCCCAACUAAAGCCUCAAGCUCAAACGGCAAUGCCGGCAGCUAAUCCUCCGAGUCUUUCCCAUGUCACUGUUCCAUCAACGACACUCGUCAGUUUGUCACAAAACAUUGCACCACCAAAUACAAACCUUACAGUCCCUUCCCUCCCAUCAACAAACCCUACAAUUCCUUCUUUUCCUAACAUUUUAGCAGAUCUAAUGUCGAAUUCGACCUCCUCAUCGACCUCAUCGGAUUUAAAAUUAGAAGAUCGGAGGAAGAGGAAAAGAAAAUGGAAGGAUUUUUUCGAGAGGAAAAUGAAGGAGAUGAUUCAGAAGCAGGAGGAGAUGCAGAAGAAUUUCUUGGAAGCAAUAGAGAAACGUGAGCACGAAAGAAUGGUCAGUGAAGAAGCUUGGAGGAUGCAAGAAAUGGCAAGAAUAAAUAGAGAACGCGAGAUAUUAGCCCAAGAAAGAUUAAUAGCAGCGGAGAAAAACGCAGCAGUACUGGCUUUCUUGCAAAAAUUAUCUGAGCAGCAAAAUCCCGAGCAGGCACAAAAUAAUCCACUACCCUCUCAGCAACCGCAACCGCCUCUACAAGCUUCACCGCAGCCAUUAUCGGCAGUGGCACCAGCUGCACCGCCAGCAGCAGCAGUAGUGCCAGCGUCUGCUCCACCACUAGUACCACUGCCAACGGUGAAUUUAGACGUGUCGAAGACAGAUAAUGGCGAUCCAAGUUACACACCAAGCUCUUCAAGAUGGCCUAAAGUUGAGGUUGAAGCAUUGAUUAAGCUAAGGAGUAGCCUUGAGGCUAAAUACCAAGAUAGUGGCCCUAAAGGACCAUUAUGGGAGGAGAUAUCAGCUGCAAUGAAAAAGCUUGGUUACAAUCGCAACGCCAAAAGAUGCAAAGAGAAAUGGGAGAACAUAAACAAGUACUUCAAGAAGGUGAAAGAUAGCAACAAGAAAAGGCCCGAGGAUUCAAAAACAUGUCCCUACUUUUACCAACUGGAUGUUUUAUAUAGAGAAAAGAACAAACAUGACAGCUCUUCCAAUCAAUUAAAACCCGAGAACUCAGUCCCAUUGAUGGUACGCCCAGUGCAGCAAUGGCCCCCUUCUUCUUCUGAGCCCGAUCAACGCCAACAUGAUCAUGUAAUGGAAGACGUAGAAAGUGAGCAAAAUCAAGACGAAGACGACAAUGACUGCUAUGAUGAGGAGGUAGAUGAAGGGGCCGGAGGUGGCUUUAAAAUUGUAGCCAGCAAACCGGUUUCAAUGGGCACAGGUGACUAGGUGAGUGAUAUCAGUGUCAGAAGCAAACCUGUUAGCACUGUCAAGUUUCAUUGGCCACAUGUCAGGCAGAUAAAUGUCUAUAAAUGUCAAGAAGCAAUUCCUCUGAGUUGAUGUUCUAGCAGCUAUCCGCCCGGCAAGUAGGUCAGGAUCCGGCAACGGUGCAUCGGAGCGGAAGCAUUUGAAUUGAAUUUUUAUAGGUGAGUACACAUUGGUGGGGUUGUAGCAUAUAGUCAGUGGAGUUUAUAUGUUUAUUUUCAUUAUUAUCUAUUUUUUGGUUAAAUAAAUAAGAAGAGAGGGAGAGAUAAAUGAGAUAGAGAGGUCCAGAGUCUCAUUCCACAUAAUAAACAGGGAAAAAGAAAAAGAGACUAGUGCUGCUGUAAUUUAUUUUUGUUUUCACUGUUCAAGUUCAUGUUCAUGUUCACGGUGGUUGUAAAUGUGAGAAAUGGUAAUUUCUAGCAUUUGAUUUUCUGGUUCCUUUUUGCCUCUUCCAAGUUUUCACCUUUUCAAUUGGAUAGAAGACUUCCACUGUGCUAGCUUAGCUCCUGCCAUAUAUAUGUGAGAAAGAGAAAGGUUUUUCAAUGCAAAUGGUGGUACGUGUUGCUGAAAAGAUGACGAUGAUAAGUAAACUCUCAUGGGGAGAGAGUCCGAUAUAUAUAUAAUGCAUUAAGCUUAGUCAAGGGGCAGAAUCAGAGCCAUUUUGCAGAUCAGAGGCUUUUGCCAGAAUAUGCCAACAUCACAUGUAGUCAUGGGACCUCCCAAUUACAGUGUCCACUAAAAAGGAAUCCUUUGUUAAUGGAAAGACCUAACAAAUUCAUACAGGUUUUCAUAGGUUUAAGUUGUUAGGUUGCAGUAGCAAUUCAUGAUGUCUGUGCCAAAAAAUAGGAGCUCACGCUUAGGAAAGACCAGACCCACGCUCUGACACUUAUUUAUGUUAAUGAAUGCAUUUUAUUACAUCAAAUUAUUGCAUACAUAAAGUUUAUGAACUAAUUUUUUUCUUUUUUUUUUUUGAAAAAAAGAACGGCUUUAUUGAAAGCCACUGUACAAGCAUACCUUUAUCU